AUGCUGCCCUGGAGACGCAACAAAUUCGUGCUGGUGGAGGACGAGGCCAAGUGCAAGGCCAAGAGCCUGAGCCCGGGGCUCGCCUACACGUCGCUGCUCUCCAGCUUCCUGCGCUCCUGCCCGGACCUGCUGCCCGAGUGGCCGCUGGAGCGCCUGGGCCGCGUGUUCCGCAGCCGGCGCCAGAAAGUGGAGCUCAACAAGGAGGACCCGACCUACACCGUGUGGUACCUGGGCAACGCCGUCACCCUGCACGCCAAGGGCGACGGCUGCACCGACGACGCCGUGGGCAAGAUCUGGGCGCGCUGCGGGCCGGGCGGGGGCACCAAGAUGAAGCUGACGCUGGGGCCCCACGGCAUCCGCAUGCAGCCGGUCGAGCGCGGCGCCGCGGGGGGCGCGGGGGGCCGCAGACCCGCGCACGCCUACCUGCUGCCGCGCAUCACCUACUGCGCGGCGGACGGGCGGCACCCGCGCGUCUUCGCCUGGGUCUACCGCCACCAGGCGCGCCACAAGGCCGUGGUGCUGCGCUGCCACGCCGUGCUGCUGGCGCGGGCGCACAAGGCGCGCGCCCUGGCCCGCCUGCUCCGCCAGACCGCGCUGGCGGCCUUCAGCGACUUCAAGCGCCUGCAGCGCCAGAGCGACGCGCGCCACGUGCGCCAGCAGCACCUCCGCGCGGGGGGCGCCGCCGCCUCGGUGCCCCGCGCCCCGCUGCGCCGGCUGCUCAACGCCAAGUGCGCCUACCGGCCGCCCGCCGCCGAGCGCGCCCGCGGGGCCCCGCGCCUCAGCAGCAUCCAGGAGGAGGACGAAGAGGAGGAGCUGGAGGACGAGGGGCGCGAGGAGGGCCCCCCGCGCGAGCGGCCCGAGGUGCUCAGCCUGGCCCGGGAGCUGAGGACGUGCAGCCUGCGGGGCGCCCCGGCCCCGCCGCCCCCCGCGCAGCCCCGCCGCUGGAGAGCCGGCCCCCGGGAGCGGGAGCGGGUGGGCCUGGCGCGCUGA
This is a messenger RNA of Talpa occidentalis (Iberian mole), 990 nucleotides long. RefSeq names its product family with sequence similarity 43 member B (gene FAM43B). Lineage: Eukaryota; Metazoa; Chordata; Mammalia; Eulipotyphla; Talpidae. The record is from RefSeq and is a predicted model, not a curated record.